GAGGCGCGGCGUGAAGCCGAAAGAGUUUGGGUCUUCUGGAUCUCUCCCACGGUUUGCGCCACGGUCUCGAACCGAGAAGCCCAGGCCUACUCUGAGACCCGGGGCUGGAGAGUAUCUCUGGCCGUAGGCGGUCCCUGCUGCUUGGCACUUGGCAGCGGCCUCCUAAAUUGCUGCAUCUGAGACUUGAUUGGCUCGUUCCCGGAACCCGGAACUCCUUCUGAUUGGUCUGAAGAGGCUGUUUUUAUCCUUUUACUGGCCGGAGGAAGUUGGAACUUUGUUAAAUAUUAACUUGCUCUGCUUUUCUCUGCGGUGAUGCCUAGCUCUCCUCUGCAUCCUGUGCUGAGACCGGGAAGUAAGCAGUCCACUAACCCUGCUGAUAACUACCAUCUGGCCCGGAGGAGGACCCUGCAAGUGGUUGUGAGCUCCUUGCUGACAGAGGCCGGAUUUGAGAGUGCUGAGAAGGCAUCUGUGGAGACACUGACAGAGAUGCUGCAGAGCUACAUCUCAGAAAUCGGGAGAAGUGCUAAGUCAUACUGCGAGCACACAGCCAGGACCCAGCCCACACUGUCGGACAUCGUGGUCACAUUGGUUGAAAUGGGCUUCAACGUUGACACUCUACCUGCCUAUGCAAAACGGUCUCAGAGGAUGGUCAUCACUGCACCUCCAGUGACCAAUCAGCCAGUGACCCCGAAGGCCCUCACUGCAGGGCAGAACCGGCCCCACCCGCCACACAUCCCCAGCCAUUUUCCUGAGUUUCCGGAUCCCCACACCUACAUCAAAACUCCGACAUACCGUGAGCCAGUGUCUGACUACCAGAUCCUUCGGGAAAAGGCCGCAUCUCAGAGACGAGACGUGGAGCGAGCACUCACCCGCUUCAUGGCCAAGACAGGCGAGACCCAGAGUCUUUUCAAGGAUGAUGUCAGCACUUUUCCCUUGAUCGCUGCCAGACCGUUCACCAUCCCCUACCUCACGGCCUUGCUUCCUUCUGAGCUGGAGAUACAGCAGAUGGAAGAGACCGACUCCUCGGAACAGGACGAGCAAACAGAUACAGAGAACAACGCUCUUCAUAUCAGCACGGACGAUUCCGGAGCUGAGAAGGAGAACGCUUGUGUUCUGCAGCAGAGCUCCUCCUUGUCCGGCAGCCGGAAUGGGGACGAGAGCAUCAUCGAUAACCCCUACCUGCGGCCCGUGAAGAAGCCCAAGAUCCGUAGGAAGAAGUCCCUCUCGUGACCCGAGAAGGAAGCUGCCCUGUAAAGGAGAGAACACGUUUCCCUGGGGAGUGAAAUCACGGAGGGAAGAGGAGGGUGCCGUCCUUCUGGCCUGGGCCAGGCUGUGUCAUUUUAGUAGCAACUUUGUGUGAAGACAGCCUGUUGUGCUUGACUGUGAGUGGAGGAAAUGUGGUGCGGUAAAGGACUGUUCUGUCCCUUGGCCAUGCUGCUGCAACUGUGCCGGGGACUGCUGGUGACUCCAUUGAUCAAUCAUGGACUUGAUUCGUUUGGAACCUGGAGGGCCAGGGAAGAGGCAGAACGAUGCCUAUGGCAGCCAUGUGUACCUUCCAGCCCUCUUGGAUCCCUCUCACUGAUAUAAAUGCAGAGAGGUCUCACUUCUCACCUGGACCCCAAGAUCCCUGCUGAGUGGAUAGAAAAUGACUAUGUAUCUCAUUGUGUUGGAAACAGGCCCACAGCCCACCUUGGAUCUGGGGCUGCCAGGAGCUAGGAACAAAGGUGUCAGUAUCAAUCGAUGACAGUGGCCAUGGGGUAGCCUUGAUCUCUGACCAUCAUUUGAUUAAAGCUGACCACAGUGGAGUCAAACCAACCCUGUGGCUUCAAAAGGAGCCAUGGACUUAAAGCACCGUGAAGAGGACUUAGCAGGUAGGAGAGGACUAAGCCUAGCUGUGAAAUGCAACUCUGGUAGAAAGCUAUGUGCCCACCUGCUGGACGGAGGGGGUGAGAGGACCCUGCUGAGACCCUCCACCCCCUGGAGAGAAGACCCCACCCCACACUUCCCCCUAAUCAUGAAUCUUCGUGCCUCUAAGGAAGGAUGACAGGGACACAUGGAAAUUGACACAACAUGGAUAAGUUGUCCUUGGGUUGGAAUGCUUUCUCAAUCAUGGCGGCUGCUGCUUCUGCUCCUGCAGUCUUGCUCAUUUUCUCUCCCCACCCCUCCUGUUUCAGAGAUAGGCUCUCUCUGUAGCCCAGGCUAUCCCAGAACUCUGUGUGUAUCCCAGGCUCAGUGUCUUCCUGCCACCUGCUGCAGGUAUAGGUGCAGGCCACCAUGUUUGGCUUCCAGGCAGCUGGUAGAGGCUCCACCUUCCCGGCUGAUUCUCUGGAGGGAAGGAGCUCUGUGUCUGGAAUCGGAGGACAAGAACUGUCGGGAAAAUGAGCUUCCUCAGCUCCGGACCAACAGGACUAUUUCCAUCGUGACUCAGAACUUCCAGGUCAAACAGGAAGGCUGACCUGUGUGGCUCCCGAGAGCUUGUGACAGACUUGGCUACACUGGGCCAGUCAGCUGAGAUGCAGUCAAGGGCAGACAGGAGCUGUCACACCUUGCUGUUCCUGAUGUGACUAGCGAGCACAUCUGUAAUUCCAGCACCAUUGCCACUGGCGUUGGCCAGGGCUUGUUGAGAACAGUGUGCGAGGUGGGGGUGGGAGGGGCUCGUGCCUGUGACCUCAGAACUGCGGUGCAGUCUUUCUCUAGGAAGAGGGAUUUUGUGUUAAUGCAUAUAAUUAUCAAUGUGUAUUUAUAUAUUUCUAUUUUUUAUAAUUUGGGGAGACUUAUUGGAAGGAGAAAUGAAGUGUGAUUUAUGGAAGGCCUGUAAUAAAAAUUCAUAAUAAAAACUUUGUAAAUGACUCAGACGUAGGGCCUC
Molecule: messenger RNA, 2866 nt
Organism: Mus caroli (Ryukyu mouse)
Lineage: Eukaryota; Metazoa; Chordata; Mammalia; Rodentia; Muridae
Gene: Taf8
Product: TATA-box binding protein associated factor 8
Biological process (GO): transcription initiation at RNA polymerase II promoter
Cellular component (GO): transcription factor TFIID complex
Molecular function (GO): protein heterodimerization activity
Source: RefSeq, a predicted model, not a curated record